AUGUCCGAUAUCUCGAUACUUCUGGUGACAGGAUCAUUCGUGCCGCCCAGCGUAUAUGAUACGGUCGUGGACGCAGUUCAAGCCAAAGGCCUUCAAGUGCGAGCCUUGCAUUCGCCCACUGUUGGUUUGGCACCACGACAGGGCAGAGAAGGCGCGGCUCCUACCAUGUAUGACGAUGCUGCCUUCAUCGGGGAGGAAAUCGAUAAACUCGCAGAUCAAGGAAAGCGUGUGAUAUUGAUAGCGCACUCUUAUGGUGGAAUACCCGCGACUCAGAGCGUUCGAGGGCGGAGCCUCACAGACCGUAGACAGCAGGGCAAGAGGGGCGGGAUUGCCCGACUUGCAUAUAUGACUGCCCUUGUUCCGGAAAUCGGUCAUUCGGCUAUCGAUGUAUUGGCAGAUGUGCCUCCAGAGGGCCAAACACAGAUGGAAACUGAUGUACGCGAACCUUUUGAUACUGGUGGCUGCCUUGCGCACCUUACAGGUCUUACUAGCGUCUGA
This is a messenger RNA of Exophiala bonariae, 498 nucleotides long. RefSeq lists its product as uncharacterized. The transcript has a single exon. The record is from RefSeq and is a predicted model, not a curated record. NCBI's taxonomy places the organism in Eukaryota, Fungi, Ascomycota, Eurotiomycetes, Chaetothyriales, Herpotrichiellaceae. Bases 1 to 498 code for a protein of 165 amino acids.